Molecule: messenger RNA, 432 nt
Organism: Ananas comosus (pineapple)
Lineage: Eukaryota; Viridiplantae; Streptophyta; Magnoliopsida; Poales; Bromeliaceae
Product: proline-rich protein 36-like
Exons: 1
Coding region: 1-432 (143 amino acids)
Source: RefSeq, a predicted model, not a curated record
AUGUGCUUCCCGCUGGUCCGGCCCCUGCCGUUCGAGCCCCCCCCGCCCGGCCUGUGUCCGCCAGCCCGCCACACCUCCUCCGCCGCUCGCCGCCCUCCCCGGCCGCCUCCCCGCUUGCUGGAACCCAUCCGUGAAUCCAACGUGGGCCUCGACCUUGCCAGUCCGGCCUCGGGCUCCCCUGAUCGGUGCUCCCUCUGUCCUGAUCGGUGCUCCCUCUGUCCGGGCUUGAACUCCCGGAGCUCUCCUGCCAGCCCGAAGCCCCCCCGGCUCGCCCUCCCUCCCAUGGCGCGCCCUCCCUCCCCGGGGGCCGGAGACCACCUGCUGCCUCCCACCUUGCCUAUCUCCUGCGGCCCGGCCUUGGGCUCUUCCUAUCCUGCCAGCUUGCUCCCCUUGCUCCCCCCCCUUCACUCUGCUGAGCCCUCCCCCUCCUAA